Messenger RNA from Archocentrus centrarchus (flier cichlid), 2912 nucleotides. RefSeq names its product lysosomal amino acid transporter 1 homolog. Gene Ontology annotation, molecular function: L-lysine transmembrane transporter activity. Gene Ontology annotation, cellular component: lysosomal membrane. The transcript is spliced from 8 exons. The record is from RefSeq and is a predicted model, not a curated record. NCBI's taxonomy places the organism in Eukaryota, Metazoa, Chordata, Actinopteri, Cichliformes, Cichlidae. The coding region runs from base 307 to 1242 and encodes 311 amino acids.
CGUCUCAUUCUGGCCCUCUUGACAUUCAGAAGACCACCGAUGAGGGACGAAGAGGCUAAUUUGUGAUCUUUUUAAAGGGCUUCUGUCGCUUGAACGUGUGAGGAUGUCGGGGAAGUCUCCGCAGACCAGCGAACAGCCUGCAGUCAGCUACGAGUCCGUUUUCGUGAGACUCGGGAAAAGAUAGAACAAGUCUUCACACGUUUAUUUGUAGGCUGCGGGGCCACAUAAAUCUGACAAAAUAAAGGCACUUCCAGGCUACUUACAGAUCUGGAGCAGCUGAGCGGAGGACAGAGCCAGCCUCUCCCUAUGGCCAGCGCACGUUUUCCCGGGAAAAAUGGAGAUGUGGCCGUUACCAACUGGACCGCUCCAUCUCUGGGCAGGCCGCUGUGUGUUAACGGGACCCCGUGGAUCCUUUACCUGCUUCAAGAAUGUGUGGAUAACAUCUGGGAGUACUGCAGCGUGGUGAUAGGACUCGUAUCCAUGUUCUGUUUUCUGCUGUCCACUUUACCGCAGGUCUACGAGGCCUAUCGCAAUGGAAAAGUGGAGAAGGCUAUGUCUUUUGGGUUUCUCGUCUUCCUCUUCAGUGGAGACCUGACCAGCUUUGCAGGCUGCUAUCUCACUAGCCAGCUGCCCAUUCAGGUAGUCACGGUGGUGUUUUACAUCUUCACAGACCUGAUCCUCAUCUCCCAGUUUCUCUACUAUAAGAUCAAAAACAGCUCCAGCAGAAAAAAUCCUGUGCUGAAGUGGAUGUGCUUCAUCUGGUGUGGCGCUGGUACAUUAGCACUCCUGGCUUUACCCAAACUCAUUAUAGACAGCGGUACACCUGUAAACACCCAGAGUCCAGCCAGCUCCAAAUCAGUGGAAAUCACUGGUUAUGUAUGUGGAUAUUUGGCAUCCGUUUUCUACCUCUGCUCCCGUUUUCCUCAAAUCCAUAAAAAUUUCCAGCGACAAUCUACAGAGGGCACCUCCUACCUGCUGUUUGCCCUGGCCAUGAUGGGUAAUGGAACAUAUGGGCUAAGUGUCAUAGUGGUCCUUCCUGCAUUAAAGGGCUCCAAACAGACCUUCAUCAUCAAACAUCUGGCCUGGCUCAUUGGCAGUCUGGGAGUCCUCAUACUUGAUUGUUUUGUAACUGCGCAGUUCAUCAUGUACAGGAAGAACAUCUCUGCUAAAAGCAGUGCGCUACUCCACAUCCCAGAGGUGGAACCUCUUCUGAGUGAGGAAGAGGAGCUGACAGUGUUAUAGGACAGAAAUCGAACACCAGCAGAGAGUGGACCGCUCAGUCUUUGGUUUGUUUGUGGUCUUUUUGUGAGCUCUCAGGGUUUGCUGAAUAUUAUUCUGAUUUUGUUGCUGAGAAGAGGACGAACUCCUGCGGAGUGUUAAUAAAGCAGGAAACCCUGCAUAAAAGAUGGGGUCAGUAUUUUCCUUACCACUGGAGAUCAAGUACCAGUUUAGAAGCUGUUCCACAGUUUUUCUUCAGUUGGGCUUGUCUGCAUGGCGGGUCAUUUUUGAUGCACCUGGACUUCAUUUGUUUUUCCACACUCAGAAGAGGAUUCUUGAAACCAGUUUGUUAUUUUACAAAUAAAAGCUUUGUGAACGAGUGGAGACCCUGUUAUAUUAAUUAUUAGGUUUUCAAAGGCAAAUAUUCUUCUGGCUCUGUAGCGAAUCCUUUACAGCCAUGCAGGGGGAAAAAAAAGCUGGUAUGAGAAGAGCCAACACUUUUUAAUGUGAAUCUGACAAUGUUAGAUCAUGUUAAACAGGAUUUGAUCUGAUUUUUAUUUUGUAUUAUUUGCUCAUUUUUAUUUGAAAGAGCUGGUGGAUUUAUCUGCAUUCUGUUCUUUCUUUUCUCCGGGAGAAACAGGUUGUUCCCUUUAAAACUGUUAAUAGUCUCAAUAUAAAUGCAUUGCAUAAACAUGUCAAUCCUGAGUUAUUUCAAGUUCAUGUGAAUCACACUGCUGAAUUAGUUAAUAAUUUAAGGAAGUGCAUUUCUGAAAAGCAGCAGUGGGACUUUUUCCUUCCUUCCUAAUCUCCGUACUCCCUGAACAUGAUGUGCCUGUGAGUGUCGUGGGUUCUCACGUUUUCUUGUGUCUGCGUCGUCUUUUGUAACAUUUCAUGAUGUUUAUUAAAGAAGAAAGGAGACGCGUUUGAUGAUGUGUACUAGGAAACAUCUAAUAAUAGGAGCAUUAUAAAAUUAAGUUUACAGCAGUGCCGAUGCGCUCGUCAAGCCAAGUUUAUUUUAAUAAUGUCUCCUUAUCAGCUUUGUUCGUUUUUCCAGAACUAAUGCUGAGUGAAUAGAUGAGAACAAAGAAGAGAGAAAAAACAGAUCAGCUUAUUUAUGGAUGAGUAUUUUCAUUUUAUGAUUGAUUUUUUUGUAUUUAUUUAGAUUACUAUCAAAAUUAUAACAAGUAAUAUUAAUUAAUGGUAAAUUAAUUAUGAAAUAAUAUUAAAUAACAGUCAUUCUUUAUUGCGACAGAUGGGUUUUGUCAUACAGUAUGCAUGUGGCACAGUCGCCUUUAACCUGAUCAUCUGCUUAACUAACGUUCUGCAGAUUUCUCUACCUCAUGCUAAUGUGGGCAUCUUUUUUUUUUUUUUCGGUGCAUGAAUAUCUGUCAUUAGUUGCAGUACUAGCUCAAGCAAGCAAAUUUAUUUGCAAACAUGCAAUAACUUUUUCACUAAUAAUUCAAGUCUUACUGAUUUAUUGUAUUUUAAAAUUUUUUCUCUGAUUGUUUUUGUAUUGAAUAUAUUUAUAGAACCUGUUGCUGUUUCAGACUGUAGAACAUGUUAAGAUGGAAUGAUUUUAUUUAAGCAUAUUUAACUUUUUCAGAUUCAUUUAAAUUGUCCAUAGCCAGUUAUAUUGUAAUCCUGAGCUCUUCUAGUGUUGCCUUUUAAUAAAUGGAUAUUGUACAAAGCUUAAA